Debaryomyces fabryi is the source of this 1665-nucleotide messenger RNA. RefSeq lists its product as uncharacterized. Gene Ontology annotation, molecular function: nucleic acid binding. Gene Ontology annotation, biological process: DNA integration. The transcript has a single exon. NCBI's taxonomy places the organism in Eukaryota, Fungi, Ascomycota, Pichiomycetes, Serinales, Debaryomycetaceae. Bases 1 to 1665 code for a protein of 554 amino acids. The record is from RefSeq and is a predicted model, not a curated record.
AUGUCACAAGGAAAAGUACCUCAGAAUAGAAUAGCAAGAUGGCUAGACUUCCUAUCUGAAUAUGAUUUCGAAAUCCAACAUCUCUCAGGAACCAAGAAUAAUGCCGCUGAUGCAUUAUCUAGAAUCGGAAUUAAUAACGUCGAACUUCGUUUUACAGCUAUUCCACAGGAUUAUGACUUCUCAGAAGAUUAUGAGAUAGAUAAGAAUUUUGGUGUUAUUUAUGAUUGCCUAAAGAAUAACAAGCAACCACCAAAAGAAAUUAACAACCAUAUUCGUCAUUUUCUGUUACAAGGAAAUCAAUUGUUCUAUUCAGUUAAUGUGGGAAUGGACCAAACACUCGAUCGACUAUGUGUCCCAAAAAGUGAAGUCAGAAAUACAUUAAUUCAGAAAUAUCACAAUCCACCAGAAGAAGGUCAUUUUGGAACUUAUAAAACGUAUUAUGCACUUGCUGAUGCAUUUUACUGGCCGAAAAUGUUUAAAGAUGUAAAUCAAUUCGUAAAAUCGUGUCUUAUAUGCCAACAAAGCAAGAGUUUAACGCAGAGAACACAAAAUCUUCUACAACCUUUACCGAUACCUCAAGACAGAUGGACAUCCAUCAGUAUGGAUUUCAUAACUGGAUUACCACCUACAGUACAAGGAUGUGAUACUAUUAUGGUAAUAGUUGACAGAUUCACAAAAGUAGCUCAUUUUAUUCCAACAAUAAAAGGUAUUACAGGAGAGCAAGCUGCAAAAUUAUUUAUCGAUAAUGUAAUACGACUACAUGGAUUACCACAAGAAAUAGUAUCAGAUAAAGAUCUUACUUUCUUGUCAUUAUUUUGGAAAACUAUACAAUCUAGUUUUGGAACUGAACUUAAAUUCUCAACAACAAACCAUCCAGAAACAGAUGGUCAAACGGAAAGAGUCAAUGCAAUAGUUAACAGACUACUAAGAAGUUAUGCUGCAAACGAGCAUGCCGCUUGGCAAGAUUAUAUAUCAGCUUUAGAAUUUGCGUACAAUAGCAGUCACCAAACUUCCAUACAAACAACACCCUUCAUGGCAGAUUUAGGUAGAUCACCACAAAUACCAAAUGCCGAAGAAAUGAUUGAUCAACUGUAUUCAUCCAAAGCACAUGAAUUAGCUAUAAAAUUGAAAGCAAUUUAUACAAGAACACAAGAUCUAAUAAUGGAAGCUCAAGCUGAACAAGAGAAAUAUGCAAACAAGAAAAGAGAAGCCAUCAAAUAUGAAAUAGGAGACUUCAUAUUGCUUCACAGAGAUGCAUAUUUAACCCAUACACAAUACUUUAAAUUACAACCUGUAUAUUUUGGCCCCUAUCGAAUUGUAGGCCAAUCAGGAGAAAACGCUUUUGAAGUGGAUAUUCCUAUUACUUCAAAAAAGCACCGAAUUAUUAAUUCAAAAUGGUUUAGAAAGUUCGAUGAAAGAUCUCAAAAUUACACCAAAAAACCGCCCAUAACAGAAUAUGAAGCUAUACAAAGAGCUCAAAACAAAGAAAUAAUUGGAAUUGCAGGUUAUAACAAACUGACUCAAAAAUUUGAUGUCUAUUGGCUGGACUGCCACCCAGGCCAUUCAAGUUCAUUAAGAAAGGAAAUGUUUUUCCGUUAUGUACCUGAAAUUCAAAGAAAUUCAUUACUCGCAAAUUUGCGUAUCUUGUACCCUGAUUUAGUUUGA